Molecule: messenger RNA, 3103 nt
Organism: Jaculus jaculus (lesser Egyptian jerboa)
Lineage: Eukaryota; Metazoa; Chordata; Mammalia; Rodentia; Dipodidae
Gene: Armcx2
Product: armadillo repeat containing X-linked 2
Exons: 5
Coding region: 638-2701 (687 amino acids)
Cellular component (GO): mitochondrion
Molecular function (GO): protein binding
Source: RefSeq, a predicted model, not a curated record
AUCUCCGCCAUCCUCCUCAGGGUACCAAUGCUAUCGCGCUGCACACUGCCGGGUAUUUAAUCCAGGAGUGGAGAAGAAGGAGAAAAUUCCCUCAGAUCCCGGCAGACCCCCUCCCAUCCCCCCACCAGCCCCUGCUCUGUGGGGGUGCAAGGAAAUGGGUGUGCCAGCCUCUGUCGGGAGAGAUGGCGAGUUUGGCGCUGGCUGGGCUUCGCGAGUGGGGGAACCCUGAGAGAAUCUGAAAUAAAAUCGCUGCGCUAACUCCCAGACUGCUUUCCAGACACCGACGGCCCACGCAGCCCUUCGCCCUAGUCUUUUCAGUCCAGGACAAGGAAUUCGGGCUCUAAGUCACCAAUAAUCUGCAGGCUGCAUUUCUGCACUUCAGUCUGUCCUUUAACAUGAAGCUCUAGCUGAACUGAAGAAAGAAGAAAUAGCUCUGAAUUCUUAAGGCUCUGUGCAACUGCAGACACUGUGGAAAAAGAACCAUUUGCUCCUGAUCCCAGGAAGUGGGUCCACCUCAGCUUGCAGCCAAGGCAGAACUUGUAAUCCUGAGCUGAAGCUCCUACCUUGACAAGUGCACACAUCCCAGUUGAGCAAGCUAGUUCCACACCCUGGAUCUGAUCAUCUCUUCAGCUGUACCAUGAGCCGCGUUCGGGAUGCUGGCUGUGUAGCUGCUGGAAUAGUGAUCGGGGCUGGUGCCUGGUACUGUGUCUAUAAAUAUACCAGGGGAAGAGACCAAAAGAAGAAGAGACUGGUUAAGCCCAAGAACCGGGCUGCAGCAGGGACUGGAGCUAGGGCUAGAGCUGGGAUAAAGGCUGGAUUCACAAUUGACCUUGGGCCUGGAUUCAGUCCCCCAAACCCAGUCAAUGCUGAGGCAGUGAACAAGACUCAGGAUGAAGCCUUGGCUCUUGACAUAGCUGAAGCUGAGGCAGUGGUCCAAGCUGUAUCCACUGUUGAGGUUCAGAAUGGGACAGGAAGUCAGGCUCAGGAGGCAGAUGGGGCUAGAGUUGAACCUAAAUCUGAAUUAGUAGCCAGGACUGCAGCUGCCCCUGCAGUGGCAACACUUCCCACAGUAGCAGAGGUUCCCUUGAUUUCAGAGGCCCCAGCAAUGGCAAGGCCUCCCAAAGUGGUGGAGGCUCCCAAAACAACUGAGAUCUCUGGGCUGGCAGCACCUCCUGGACCAACAGCACCCCCAGGGCCAGCAGUACCUCCUGGGCUUGUAUCACCUCCAAUGACAGCAACACCUCCUAGGGCAGCCCAGUCCCCAGGGGCAGCAGCGCCUGCCAGUGCAGCAGUGUCUCCCAGGACAGGAGUACCUCCAGGGGCAGCAACAUCUUCCAGGGCACCAGCACCUCCCAGAGUAGUAGUGCCUCCUGGAGUGCCAUUAUUUCCCCAGAGAGUAAUAGCUGCAGAGGUGAUAGAGGUUCCUGGGGUGGCAGUGCCUACUGAGGCUGCAGAGACUCCUAGAAUGGCAGAAACUACACUGAAGGCUGAGGCUCCUCUGCCCGUAAUGGCUUCUGGAGCUGCAGAGGCUCCUGGGACUUCAGGGCCCCCUAGAACAACAGCAGCUGCCAAGAAAGCAACCCCUGGGGCUCACACUGGAGCUAUACCUAAGGCUGGGCCAGCCACUGGAGCUGUACCCAAAGGUGGGGCUAAGGGCGGAAACAGGUCCCGGGCUGGAGGCAAAGGCAAGAGCAAGAAAAGCAAAGUUGAAGUAGAUGAACUGGGGCUGGGCUUCCGCCCUGGGGAUGGAGCAGCAGCUGCUGCGGCAGCCUGUGCUAAUGGGGGACAGGCUUUUCUAGCAGAGGUUCCUGACUCUGAGGAGGGGGAGUCUGGGUGGACUGAUACAGAGUCAGAUUCAGACUCUGAACCUGAGAUCCAGCACAGGGGGAGAGGGAAAAGACCUGUGCACAUGCAGAAGCGCCCCUUUCCUUAUGAAAUUGAUGAGAUUCUGGGUGUCAGAGAUCUCAGGAAAGUCCUUGCCUUGCUUCAGAAAUCAGAUGAUCCCUUUAUCCAACAAGUAGCCUUGCUUACCCUGAGCAACAAUGCCAAUUAUUCAUGCAAUCAAGAAACGAUUCGCAAGUUGGGAGGCCUCCCAAUUAUUGCAAACAUGAUCAAUAAAACUGAUCCCCACAUUAAAGAAAAAGCCUUAAUGGCCAUGAAUAACUUGAGUGAGAAUUAUGAAAACCAGGGCCGACUUCAAGUGUACAUGAAUAAAGUGAUGGAUGAUAUCAUGGCCUCUAACCUGAACUCAGCAGUACAGGUAGUUGGACUAAAAUUCUUAACAAACAUGACUAUUACUAAUGACUACCAGCAUCUGCUUGUCAAUUCCAUUGCAAACUUUUUCCGUUUGUUAUCUCAGGGAGGUGGAAAAAUCAAGGUUGAGAUUCUGAAAAUACUUUCUAAUUUUGCUGAAAAUCCAGAUAUGCUAAAAAAGCUUCUCGGUACCCAAGUGCCAUCAUCAUUCAGUUCCCUCUAUAAUUCUUAUGUGGAAUCAGAAAUUCUUAUUAAUGCCCUUACUCUGUUUGAGAUUAUCUAUGACAAUCUCAGAGCAGAAGUGUUCAACUACAGAGAAUUCAACAAAGGUUCCCUUUUUUACCUGUGUACUACAUCUGGAGUGUGUGUGAAGAAAAUUCGAGCCUUAGCAAAUCACCAUGAUCUCUUGGUGAAAGUGAAAGUUAUAAAACUAGUGAACAAAUUCUGAUUGUUAUGUGUUCUUGAUACUUGAGAUGUCUUGGUUUGUGCAGUUUGGAAGCAGUGAAAAUGGGAACUGACUGCUUUUCUGCUGGCUCAUAAAGUAAAGGGAUCAUUUCAGCUGCCAGUGUUGAAUAAUGUAUCAUCCCGAGUGAUGUUAUCUGUGACAGUCACCAGCUUUUAAGCUGAACCAUUUCAUGAAUACCAAAUAGUCCAGUAGUGCUGAAAACACAUUUGUGACUUUAAUUGUGCUGCUUGAAUGGAAUGUUUUUACUGGGUCUUCUAUGUAAAUUGAUUGCAAACCUGUCCAUAAAUGGCCUACUCUGUUCUUAUUUGUUUUGACUUGAAUUUCAUCACCAAAGACUUCAUCUGUGUAUCAUUAAUAAACUUGUGUGUUUUAAGUGACAAUAAA